Molecule: messenger RNA, 2710 nt
Organism: Arabidopsis arenosa
Lineage: Eukaryota; Viridiplantae; Streptophyta; Magnoliopsida; Brassicales; Brassicaceae
Source: the annotation of a GenBank genome assembly
CUCUUCCUCGUCUCACUCUUUGGAAUGUUGAAACUUGGAUUCAACGUUGACCCAAUCUCUCUCCCUUUCUCACGUUACCCUUGUUCAACAAACCAUCCAUUAAGCUUCGACGGAGAACAAAACGCUGAAUCUCAUCUGGGUUUGGCUCAAGAAUCGAUUUUGGCUCCUGGGUCAUCGAAUUCGAACGCGGUUAUUCAAUUAGACGGUGGAAAAAACGAGACUUUGUUAACGGAAGGUGAUUUCUGGAUACAACCUGAUGGGUUAGGGUUUAAGCCCUGUUUGGGAUUUACAAGUCAGUAUAGAAGAGAUAGCAAUUCGAUUUUGAAGAACAGAUGGAAAUAUUUGCUUGUUGUUGUCUCUGGUGGGAUGAAUCAGCAAAGGAAUCAGAUUGUUGAUGCUGUUGUGAUCGCUAGGAUUCUUGGUGCUUCUUUAGUUGUUCCUGUUUUACAGGUUAAUGUCAUUUGGGGAGACGAAAGUGAAUUUGCGGAUAUAUUCGAUUUGGAGCAUUUCAAGAAUGUUUUAGCGGAUGAUGUUCAUAUAGUGUCUUCUCUACCUUCUACACAUGUAAUGACGAGACCUGUUGAAGAGAAGAGGACUCCACUUCAUGCUUCUCCUCAAUGGAUUCGUGCUCAUUAUCUUAAGCGAAUUAACAGAGAAAGAGUUUUACUUCUUCGUGGCCUCGAUUCAAGACUCUCCAAGGACCUUCCUUCCGAUCUUCAGAAACUCCGAUGCAAGGUGGCUUUCCAAGCGCUGAGAUUUUCUCCGAGGAUUCUUGAACUUGGUAACAAGUUAGCUUCAAGAAUGCGUAACCAAGGACAGUAUCUCUCACUUCAUCUAAGAAUGGAGAAAGAUGUUUGGGUUAGAACUGGUUGUCUUCCCGGUUUAACUCCCGAGUACGAUGAAAUAGUCAACAGCGAAAGAGAACGUCACCCCGAGCUUCUUACCGGUAGAUCAAACAUGACUUAUCAGGAGAGAAAACUCGCCGGUCUAUGCCCUUUAACUGCUCUAGAAGUCACAAGGCUGCUUAAAGCAUUAGAAGCUCCAAAGGAUGCGAGAAUCUAUUGGGCAGGAGGAGAGCCUCUAGGAGGAAAAGAGGUUUUGGAGCCACUAACUAAAGAAUUCCCUCAGUUCUACAACAAGCAUGAUCUUGCAUUACCAGGCGAACUCGAACCAUUUGCCAAGAAAGCUUCGGUUAUGGCUGCUAUCGACUACAUUGUUUGCGAAAAGAGUGAUGUUUUCAUACCAUCUCAUGGAGGAAACAUGGGACAUGCGUUACAAGGGCAAAGAGCUUAUGCUGGUCACAAGAAAUACAUCACUCCUAACAAGAGACAGAUGCUUCCUUAUUUCAUGAAUUCGUCGCUUCCUGAAUCGGACUUUAACAGGAUUGUGAAAGAUCUUCAUCGAGAAUCGCUUGGACAGCCGGAAUUGAGAAUGAGCAAAGCAGGUAAAGAUGUUACAAAACAUCCUGUUCCAGAGUGUUUUUGGGGUUUGAGAGACAGAGAGGUUUUGGCUUCUGGGUCGUUCGUGUUUGAUCAAUCUUCGUAUCUCGAAACGGUGAACUUUGUUGGGUUUGGAUUUUGCGCACUGUUGAAUCAGCUUUUCAAGAUGCCUCGAAGACCAUCAUCAGGAAGAAGAGUGUUAAAGUAUCAGCCUUUAACAUUUUCACCGUUUAUGCGGUUACUUUCCUUUGCUUCAAUGGCUAGGCGUAAUUUGCCUCAUCCUGAAGAUUGUCAAUGUUCUGAUGAAGAGAUAUCUUUUGAUGAAAAGGAAAAGCUCCCUAAUUUACCUAAGAAAGGGAAAGAAGAACAACUUUCGGACUCGUCUGAUGAAGACGAUUCUCAGGAAGAUGUCCAAGCAGACUUUGAGUUCUUUGAUCCUAAACCUACAGACUUUCAUGGGGUUAAGAUCCUGUUACAAAACUAUCUCGAUGACAAGGAGUGGGAUUUGAGCAGUUUUGUUGAUUUCAUAUUGGAGCAAACAACUGUAGGAACUGUUGUCAAAGUAGCAGAUGAUGAGGACGAGUCAAUAUUUGCUCUUGUCACUGCGCUUAACAUGGCAAGAUAUAAGGCAAAAAAGAAUAUAACGAAUAAUCUAGAAAUGCUCUUAGAGAAAAAGGCACAAGAUGUUGGUUUAUUGGUAUCUCAAAGAGUGAUGAAUCUUCCACCACAACUUCUUCCUCCACUGUACGAUGGAUUGUUCGAUGAAGUCUCAUGGGCCACUGAAGACGAGCCUACAGAAGAGCUUCGAAGAUCAUUCCGCUUCAAGUCAUAUCUUCUAAUUACCAAGAUUUACAAGCUGAAGAAUCCUAAGCAGAGAAAACCUCGACAUGGUGAAGAAGACAUUGAAGAAACUAUAUUUCUUAAGCCUGAAGAUGAACUCUUUCUUGAGCUUAGCUCUUGGUCCUUCACAUUCCCUAUGCGCUCACAGCUCGUUACUUCCCAAGAAAUGAAGAAUUAUCAGCUGCUGGGUUUAGUGAUGGCCGUGGAAGCAAACAAGAUUCCUAAAUUCAGACAGAUGUUGAACUCUCUCAUUGAUGAACAAUGAUGAACAUCUUCUUCUUAAAGAUUCGAUUAACGGUUUAGUUGUAAUCGAUUCCCGCCAGUUUUGUUUGAUUCGGUUAACGAUUAUUGAGGCUUUGUUAUUACCAAAACUGUGGUUUCUUUUGUCUGAAACAAUGUCUUGUAAAACUCUAUAAAACGCACAACAUUAU